Molecule: messenger RNA, 1912 nt
Organism: Dendronephthya gigantea
Lineage: Eukaryota; Metazoa; Cnidaria; Anthozoa; Malacalcyonacea; Nephtheidae
Product: erbin-like
Exons: 19
Coding region: 1-1902 (633 amino acids)
Biological process (GO): neurotransmitter receptor transport, endosome to postsynaptic membrane; neurotransmitter receptor transport postsynaptic membrane to endosome
Cellular component (GO): postsynaptic density; postsynaptic membrane; adherens junction
Molecular function (GO): protein binding
Source: RefSeq, a predicted model, not a curated record
AUGGAUGAAGAACCGAUAAUACUAGACUAUAGUCAUAGAAAAUUGGAUGAAGUUCCACAAGAGAUAUUGGAUAAUGGUCGAAUGUUAGAAGAGUUAUAUCUUGAUUGUAAUGACAUAGAACUUUUGCCAAAGAAACUAUUCAGUUUGCCAAAGUUGAAAAUCUUGGCCGUGGUUGAUAAUAAUCUAUGUGAGCUAUCAAAGUUUUUGGGAAAUUUAGACUGUAUAGAGUCGCUGAAUGUCAGCAAGAAUUGUAUCUCAGAGUUGCCAGACAGUAUUAAGAACUGCAUACAGUUAUUGCAACUUGAUGCAAGUGUUAAUCCAAUUGUUAAAUUGCCAGAUGGACUGUUUAACUUAUCAACUUUGACUCAUUUGAUGUUGAAUGAAACAUUUCUGGAAUAUUUGCCAGAAAAUAUUGGGAAUAUAUCACAAUUAAAAGUUCUUGAACUACGCCAAAACCAAUUAAGCGUUUUACCAAAAUCAAUGCAGAAUUUACAACAGUUGAAACGACUGGAUAUUGGAAACAAUAAAUUUGCAGACUUGCCUGUUACCAUUUGUCACAUGACAAAUCUUGAAGAAUUGUUGGCUGAUGGAAACGCCAUUGAGGAAAUUCCUCCGGUUAUUGGUCUUUUAAAAAACAUGAUUUUGCUGGAUAUUUCUAUGAAUAAAUUGGAGAGUUUACCUCCUGAAAUUGAAUUUAUGGAAUGUUUGACCGAUCUCUAUUUAUCCGUAAACGAGCUACUGGAACUGCCUGAGAAUAUUGGAUUUUUGAGUAGCUUGGAAACAUUGAAACUGGAUGAAAAUGAUCUGCUUUUUCUUCCACCUUCAUUGGGCAGACUUGAGAAUCUGGAGGAACUCGAUGUCAGCACGAACAACCUUGAGGGGUUACCACGUAGCAUGGGAAAAUUAGCACGGUUGAAAGUGUUGAAUCUUGAUAACAAUUGUAUCAAGUCUCUUCCGGAUGAGCUCGGUAAUUGUUCAUCGUUAUCACUGUUGUCACUACAUAGUAAUAAUCUUGUGUCUGUUCCUGAAAGUUUUGGUGGACUAACUAAUCUUCAGAUGAUCAAUCUUAGUGCAAACAUGUUGAAUUUUCUUCCUAUUACUUUCCUUGGUUUGAAAACUUUGAAAGCUCUCUGGCUUUGCGAGAAUCAGUCCAAACCAAUUGUUCCACUCGAGCGAAUAUUUGAUGAAAGAGAAAAAAAGGAGGUUGUCAGUUGUUGCUUUUUGCCUCAGAAAAUGUGGGAUGAAGAUGAAACUGAAGACCAUCGUGGAUCGGGAGAGGAAAAUGUUUCAUCAGCAAAUGAAGAUAGCGUUAACAACGCGGGAAUUCAAAAUAAAGAGGCAGUGCGCACAAGAGGAAGCAUUUCACAAUAUCUCAUGAACAGAAGUCAGAGUCAAGAUGAUCACACAUCUAGUCCUGGUAAUGAGCUUGAGAAGGUGACACCUUGGUAUGAACAAGAGUUUAUUGAAAGUAUUGAAGACAACGAAGUUUUCUCCGAUGAAGAUCGACAUGUUCACGUUGAGAACACGACAGAAGAAGAAAGUUAUCAUUUGAACCGAUUGAUAAAUAAACAAGGUUUUGAUUGUCGACAGUCGUCCGUAGAGGAUCAAGACCACUCCUUUAAAGACUCGGAUGCAGGCGGAGCCACACAAGACGACCGCAAUGAUGACAUAUUAUUGGUUGACGCAGAGGGCAGCAGUCAUAAUGAAGGAAACACGUCAGUCAUAAUAUCAGAGUUGGAGUAUUUGAACAAUCUUAACAUAACAGAGGAGAGUUGUGAUCUGACCACAUCAAAUGAGGAAGCAAUGCGACUACGAUUUAACAAUAAGAGGAAUAGAAAUGGAAAUCCUUCGUGUACGUACGAGGCAUUUAAACCAACUCGGUUUAACCUACACAAACUCUGACGAGCCAUCG